This is a messenger RNA of Blastomyces dermatitidis ER-3, 258 nucleotides long. RefSeq lists its product as uncharacterized. Bases 1 to 258 code for a protein of 85 amino acids. NCBI's taxonomy places the organism in Eukaryota, Fungi, Ascomycota, Eurotiomycetes, Onygenales, Ajellomycetaceae. The transcript has a single exon. The record is from RefSeq and is a predicted model, not a curated record.
AUGUCAGCGGCAUGCUUUAAGAUUGUGAUCUCCCGCGUGAAGGAGCACCUUGGAGGUGAUAUUCCAGUAGCUGUGCAAGGCGUCUGCAGCUACACCGUCUACGCUGGCCCUAAGAGUGACUUCGUCGCUCAGUUUCGUCUCAAGUUUCUUCAGCUGACUAAUGAAGAGGAUUUUUUUGAGGGGAAGCUGCUGCGACGGAAAUCCUCACAGGCGGAUUCCUCUUGUGAGGAUUUAGCUCAUUACUUGGGCGACACAUGA